Messenger RNA from Salvia hispanica, 1868 nucleotides. Its product is annotated as protein LYK5-like. NCBI's taxonomy places the organism in Eukaryota, Viridiplantae, Streptophyta, Magnoliopsida, Lamiales, Lamiaceae. Gene Ontology annotation, molecular function: ATP binding; protein kinase activity. Gene Ontology annotation, biological process: protein phosphorylation. The record is from RefSeq and is a predicted model, not a curated record.
CAAAAAUGUACAUGAUCAUAAGCAAGAAUCUAAUCACAUUUCUUAUAAUAUUGGCCUCGUCGCCAUCUCGAUCCAACGGCCAGCAGCAGUAUUCAGGUAAUUCGGUUAUGAACUGUGAAGCAUCCGAUGAAACAGGACCAUCUCCGGCCUUCCUCUACAGCUGCAACGACGAAAGGCCUUCUUGCAAAGCCAUAUUGAUGUUCAGAACCCAACCACCUUAUUCCUCAGCCUCGUCCAUUGCCAACCUAACCUCGUCCGACCCUCAAGAGCUGGCACGCCUCAACAACAUCACGGCCUCUGAGAUCCUACCUCCCGACAGUGCUGUGUUCGUUCCUGCAACGUGCUCGUGCUUGGGGAAGUACUAUCAGGCCAACACCUCCUACGUCUACAAGUCCACGAAUGAGACAUACUUCACCAUUGCAAACCAGACUUACCAAGGCCUCACCUCAUGUAAUGCCCUCAAACACCAGAACCCUUAUAACAAAUUGAAGUUAAUCCCAUCAACGAAUCUUCGGGUGCCCCUCAGGUGUGCUUGUCCGAGUCAGGAGCAGAUAUCGAACGGGACCAAGUUUCUGCUCACAUUCUUGUUAACAUGGCAUGAUUCUGUUGCUAAUAUUAGUAAAAAGUUCAAUGUGAGUGCCAAAAGUGUAGCUACAGCGAAUGGAUUUGCUACCGAGGAUCCAAUCGUUUAUCCCUUCACAACUAUCUUGAUUCCUCUACAAACAGAACCUCAAGCUUCUAAGUUGAGAUGGUUUUUCUCUACAUCCUUUCCAUACGCAGCAGUGUCCCACACAAAGCCGUUUCGAUGGAUUUCUGUGGGGGUAGGUGCUGGUGCUGCUCUGGUUGUAUUUUGCUUUCUUGCUCUCCUCGGAUUCAUGCAUUUUAGGAGAGUUAGAGCUGCUCGAUUCUCGAGGGAAAUGAAGGAGAGAUUACCUGAGCACUUUCUAGAUAAGGUUGUUGGAAUAGGGGAAAGUUUGAAAAUAUACAAGUAUGAAGAGUUGGAGGCUGCAACAGACAACUUCAGCCCACAGAGGAGGUUGAGUGAGUCCAUCUACCAUGGGAUUCUUCGUGGGAAUCGAGUAGCUGUGAAGAAGACAAGCAGAGAUAUCUCCAAAGAGAUUAAAAUUCUUGGCAAUCUCAACCACUUCAACUUGAUCAACCUCUAUGGUGUUUGUGAGCAUCAUGAAGUAUUCUACCUAGUUUAUGAGUACAUGGAGGAGGGCUCUUUAAAGAACUGGCUUUGUAGAGAAACGAGUGCCUUCGCCCACAGUUGGAACCACCGGAUUCUCAUUGCUCUAGACGUUGCAAAUGGGCUCGAUUAUCUACACAACUGCACUUCUCCAGCUUAUGUGCACAAGGAUAUCAACAGUUGCAAUAUCUUACUCAACCGCGAACUCAGAGCAAAGAUCACAAAUUUUAGCUUAGCUGGAGAGAAUGGGAAGUCACAUACCGGCUCGGUUGUUGGAGAAAAGGGUUACAUGGCACCGGAGUAUGUUGAAGCAGGGGAGGUAAGCCCUAAGAUAGAUGUCUACGCGUUUGGGGUGGUGCUGUUGGAGUUGAUCACCGGAAGAGAAGCUGUGUUGGUAAAAGAUGGUGAGGAAUCUCUUCUGUCUGAAGUAGUGAUCUCUGCUGCUGAUGGAACACACAUGGCAGAUGAUGCUAAUGCCCUUGUUGAUCCUCGUCUUCAUGUGAAGCAUCCACUUGGCUUCGCCAUCGACCAGAGUGAGCUAGCACUGCGUCUGCUGAAGCUGUGCGCCGCGUGCUUGGCUCCACAACCUACCACAAGAUUAAGCAUGGGUGAAGUUGUUAAUGCUCUCAUGAAAAUUCAGCCUGAUGUCUACAAUUCUCAAUCAUUUUCCAUUGAAUAA